Molecule: messenger RNA, 4538 nt
Organism: Drosophila melanogaster (fruit fly)
Lineage: Eukaryota; Metazoa; Arthropoda; Insecta; Diptera; Drosophilidae
Gene: scny
Product: scrawny
Exons: 4
Coding region: 333-3053 (906 amino acids)
Biological process (GO): protein deubiquitination
Cellular component (GO): nucleolus; cytoplasm
Molecular function (GO): cysteine-type deubiquitinase activity
Source: RefSeq, marked reviewed
CUGUGAAAAUAUUUUCAGAUAAAAUCUGGUGAUAUCACAUUCUGUAACGAUGUUCAAAGAAUUGUAUUUCAAAAUCUAGUACUGGAAAUUUUUUUCGGCGUAUACUUUGUGUUCAAGUUUCUUUGUUCAAUAGAAUAGCUAUCUUAAUGCUGCACAGUCCGGUGCCUAGGUACAACAAAUGUGUACCCUUUCCAACACUGCGAACAGGUGAUGGAAGCGCGAUUGUGUGUCAGCAGUUUCCACAGCGAGCACUGCUCGUUUUAUUUAUAUUUCAUAGCAGCGCGGAUCAAGUGACUUAAUCUGCAGAAGGGAAUUCUUCCAAUAAAUGCAUUAUGACUGUGAUAAUGGUGGACGGGUUCGCCCUGUGGCUGCUCUACAAGCUGUUCCUGUCUCCCUGCUGCCUUCUCCUGUGGCACGUGCUUAAACUGUCUACCGUCCUCUUUACCUUUGCAGACAAUAACGGCGCCCGCAAGCAAGCGGAGCACCCGAACAAUCAGUCGCACCACAUCAACCACCACAAUCAUCAGCAUCCGACAAGCAAUCCCAAUGAGCUGCCCAAGCCGAAGAGGGUCCUCUAUCCGCGGGAGAACAUACGCAUUGGCUGGAAGCAGUCGGAGCGCAAAUGGCAGGUGGGCACGGGCAUGAUCAAUGUGGGCAACACCUGCUACCUCAACUCAACGCUUCAGGCGCUCCUGCACAUACCCGCCCUGGCCAAUUGGCUCGUUUCGGAGCAGGCGCAUCUGGCUGACUGCAAUGUGGCCGAACCUGGCAGCGGUUGCAUCAUUUGCGCCAUGACCAAAACACUUUUGGCCACCCAAAGCAAUCAGUCGGCCGUCAGACCCUUCCUCAUCUACUCGAAGCUAAAGCAGAUCUGCAAACACAUGGUCGUUGGUCGCCAAGAGGAUGCGCACGAGUUCCUGCGCUUCCUGGUCGAGGCCAUGGAGCGGGCGUAUUUGAUGCGGUUUCGUAACUACAAAGAGCUGGAUCAGUUGGUUAAGGAGACCACGCCGCUGGGACAGAUCUUUGGCGGCUAUCUGCGCAGCGAGGUGCGCUGUCUGAGCUGCAACCAUGUGUCCAUUACGUUUCAGCACUUCCAGGAUCUGUUGCUCGACAUCCGCAAGGCAGACUCCUUGGAGGAUGCUUUCGAGGGACACUUUUCUCGCGAACGGCUAGAGGAUAUGGGCUACAAGUGCGAGGGAUGCAAGAAGAAGGUAUCUGCCACAAAGCAAUUCUCUUUGGAGCGUGCCCCAAUCACGCUUUGUAUACAGCUGAAGCGAUUCUCCAUGAUCGGCAACAAACUGACCAAGCAGAUUUCCUUCAAGUCACGCAUAGAUUUGAGCAAAUACGCAGCCCGUUCACAAGCAGCUCAGGCUCAACCGCUCACCUAUCGCCUGGUGUCGAUGGUCACUCACUUGGGGGCGUCCCAGCACUGCGGUCACUACACGGCCAUUGGCUCCACGGAUACGGGCAGCUUUUACAACUUCGACGACAGCUACGUGCGGCCAAUCGCAAUGCACAGUGUGUGCAACACAAAUGCCUAUAUAAUGUUUUUCGAACUGGACCUCUCACAGGCUGCCAGUCCGGCGGCCAACAGGCCCAAUGGAGUGCGUUUGACCAACGGACACAGCACAACGCCAGUGCCGGCGGCGACUGUGUCUUCGCCUUCACCAACGCGUUUCAUUGGUCCUCAACUGCCGGCGGGUGGAGCAAACGGUUACACUAAUGGAAAUGCCCAGAAAACCGCCAUCCAGUUCAAGCAACAAAACCAGCAAAGUCCACAGAACGGACUCCAGCUGGGUACCGGAAAGUUUCAGGACACUGCGAAGCCUCCACUGGUUGGCGCUCACGCUAAAGGCGAAGCUACUUCAGCUCCCACUGCAAAUGGUAACAAAAGUUCCUCCCCAAGCAGCAACAGCAGCAGCAACCAUAAAUCAAUAAACCAGCAACAAUAUCUGCCAAUUUCCUCGGAUGAUGAAGACAUCGAGGAUGAGAUGAAGCCCAGACCAACGACAGCCCAGCUACCGAGCAUGCCCAAUAUGACGGAGAAUCAUACGGAGCCUAAGGCAAAGUCUCCUGUAAAGAUUCAAGUAAAGACUCCCGUCAAAACGCCACUGAAAAGUCUUGUGCCCUACGAAUCAGCAUCUGAGGAGGAGGAGGCGCCUCUACCGAAUCCCCGCAAGCGUCCAAGUGGGGAGGAUUCUAGCGAGUCGGACCAAGAGUCUGGCCAGACCAAUGGUCACAGUAAGACCAAUGGCAGCCACACCAACGGCUCAGCCUCGUCAUCGGUUCACGUUAACAACAGCAAACAAAAGACUGAUGCCAUAGACGAGAUAUUCAAGAGCCUAAAAAAGUCCGCAGACAGUGAUGAGGACGACGAUGAGGAGGAGCCCAGCAUUCAGCUAACGAAUGGCUGGCACCCACAGAAGCAAUCACAGUCUCAAAGCAAAGCACCACCAUCGCCAAAGACGCCACCCUCGCCAGCGGUCAUCAAAUCGAAAACGGGUAUCUGGAAAGUUACGCGUAACGAUGAGGUCGAUGCCAUCGAAGAUGAUGUUGACGUCGUGGUGGUGGAGGGAUCGCCGGUGAAAAUUCCGACGCCGAACAAGAACCAUCGCAAUCCCUUCUCGAGUAGCAAGCCCUCCACGGACUCGCCCGCAACGCCAGGCGCCAAGCGCCAAAAGUUGCUCAACGGCAGUGCGCUCAAGUCGCACCAGCAGCCAAGGGUGGGCAAUGGCUACCAGAGCAAUGCCACCUCGAAUGGGAGCACCAUCAAUGAGCUGCUGAAGCAAUCGUAUCGUGGAUACGGCUCCCCCGUGCUCAGUUGGAAUGGCAAGCCCGCGGAGCUCGAAAAGGAGACUUUUGAGUUGGUUUGUGCGAAACGGAUAGCUGGUCACGGCAGUGUGGAAGGCAGCGAUAUCGUCGAGGGCUCGGUUGCAGUCGACGCGGCAGUGACUAGUGGCAGUGACAGUAAAGAUGUGGUCGUAAUUGCAGUGGCGGUAACAGACACGACCGCUGACGCACCCGAUCCGGAUCGUCUCACGGACGGCCGGUAGGAGGUAGAAGCGUCGGCGGCAGAGGCGACGCUUCUUCUUUUUCCCCACUAAGCACAUACCACACAAAACAAAUACAAAUAAUACGAUUACCCCGAAUAGUCUGUGAUGGCUGCGUUGCUGGUAUCCGUUCCCAACCGGGCGGUCACCACAACGCGUCCUCCGUUCAGCGAGCGUGAAAAGUGUAGAGAGAGUUGCAAAAGUCAUUGCGGGAGAGAGUGACUGCACCGGAGCCUAGGUAAUUCACCCGAUGACUCCGCAUCCGUUUUCCCGUGCAAUGAAGCUUAUGAUUUGACUGCUGGCCGGCACGUUGUUUCUUUCAUUUCAACCGCCUGAUACGCCAUAAAUUCAACCGUUGUGCCGUUACCGUUUUGCCUGAUAACCUGUUACAGUGAACCGUGAACCCUACUGGUGGAUGCGCGUGAGCAGCGGCAGCGGGACAUCGACGACGACGAAGAGAACGAGAUGGAUCGUGGACGUCAGCGGAAGGUGAAGUCCGGUUCGGCUAAGGGAAACAAUGCCAGCAACAGCACGCCCGGGUACAAUCCAUUCCAGGAGUACGAGGGCCAGAAGCGCUGGAACAAGAACGGCGGAGGUGGAGGAUUUCCGCGAUUCUACAAUCAGAACUAUCGCCAGAACUUCCAGCAGCGCAACAAGUUCAAGUUCAACCGCUUCGGAGGACCAGGCAGCGCCAAGUUCCAGCAGCAGCGAGCCCUGCAACGACAUCUGUCCGCCGGCGGUGGCUUCAGUCGGCGACAACCGUCGGCGCAGCAGCAGCAGCAAACCUAACUGGAUGCGGAUAGGCGAGGGUCAGGAGAAAGAGAUGACGCCGAUGCGACUGCGGCGUGUGCAUUUGUUAUUGGAUUUCAAUUUCGCAUGAGUUUUGUAAACGUUUUUUAACUGCUGAUGAUGAACAUAUUAGAAAUAGGAGUAGGCGUAGGACUGUAAGCUAUAAGCUAGAACAUAAUUGUUGCCUCCCAAAAUCAUCCCCAACCUUCACCGAAGCACACAGUCCCAUUAGAAACUAAGGCUAUCAUUAAGUACGAUAAAAAAAAAGAAAUGAAAGAUUGUGUUUGGCUGAAUUCGUUUUUAUUUCAUUGAAUCGGUAUCCUUGCAUCAAUCGCGUGCUGGCGAUACCGCUUUAAUGACGCCAAUAAUCAGACAACAAGGUUACCGCUCUAAUGUUUCAUUUUUAAAAAAUGUUAACCCCGUAAAGGCAAACACUAAACAGGCUGCACAACUGCGCAGAAUGGAAAUAAAGCAACCCAAUAAUACGUUAAGAACCUAUGCCUAACCAGCAUGCAAGCAAACUUUGUACAUAGAUUUCGAGACUAGAUUUAGGACCCAUGAAAAUUUUAUUAUAAUUUUAGCGGCGCCCCCCUUUUAUUUAUAGAGCAUAACCGAACGGCGGCGAGCAGCGAUAUUGCCAAUGUUAAUAACCCAAAAAAAAUAAAGUAUGUUGGAUGUAAUAUGUACCAUGAUGAAUAC